Molecule: messenger RNA, 1943 nt
Organism: Fomitopsis serialis
Lineage: Eukaryota; Fungi; Basidiomycota; Agaricomycetes; Polyporales; Fomitopsidaceae
Product: seryl-tRNA synthetase
Exons: 6
Coding region: 5-1471 (488 amino acids)
Biological process (GO): mitochondrial seryl-tRNA aminoacylation
Cellular component (GO): mitochondrion
Molecular function (GO): ATP binding; serine-tRNA ligase activity; tRNA binding
Source: RefSeq, a predicted model, not a curated record
CGGCAUGGUUCGCGCCAUGCCACGACCGCUACCUUCACGGUGGCUACGACCCGGAGCCUCACUCACUACUGUGAGUCAUAGAGCUCGAGCUCUCUCAUUACAGACUGACCACCAGGGUUCAAGUGGGCUUCCCAAGCCACGACUCGACUACCGGGGCCUCACCGAAAAUGUCGAAUUCAAGUCUCAUAAUGCGUUCAAUCGCAAAGCACAGCUGCCCGUCGGCGCACUGCGGAACGUUGCACGCCUUUACGAAGAGCAGACGAAGCUCUCGCAGAGCAUCAAUGCGAAGCGACAUUCGCGGUCUACCAUCGGCGACCGCAUACGAGCGAGCGCAUCCCAGCCCGAGCUCAAACAAUCCCUGCUAGAAGAGGCGAAGAACUUGAAGACAGAGCUUGCAGACCUGGAGAGCACGCUCGAGGACGUGCAAAGUCGGCUGUUGUCUCUUGCGUUGGCCAUUCCGAACGACACACAUCCGGACGUCCCCAUCGGGCCAGAGUCUGAGGCAAAGGUCCUCUCCCAGCAUGGACCCCGCUUAGACCACGUCUCGAUUGGCCGUGCUCUGAACCUUUUGGACCUUGAAGCAGGAGCUACCGUGACCGGGAGUUCGUGGUAUUAUCUGCUGAAUGAAGGCGCCCUCCUCGAGCUCGCGCUCGUGAACUACGCCUCAGCUGGCGAUCAGGCAUGGCUUCAACCGGUGACUACGCCCGACGUGGUUCGCUCCGAUAUUGCCACCCGUUGCGGUUUCCAGCCUCGCGACCACGACGCGGACCCUCCAAUCUCCCAGAUCUGCUCUGCUGGACAAACAAGACCACACCCAGAACUCGUACUUGCAGGUCUCUUCGCGAACAAGAUUCUACCGUCGACCAACCUGCCGCUAAAGGUGGUCGGCCUUGGACAUGCGUUCCGGGCGGAAGCCGGUGCUAGAGGAGCGGACACGAGGGGCCUGUACAGGGUCCAUCAGUUCACAAAACUUGAAUUAUUCGUGGUGUGUAACCAGGAGUCCAGCGAGGAGACGAUGGAGCAGAUGAGACGUCUGCAAGUAGAAAUCUGCGAGGGUUUGGGCCUUUCAUUCCGAGUGCUCGACAUGCCUACAGAAGAGCUGGGUGCAAGCGCGUACCGCAAGUAUGAUAUGGAAGCGUGGAUGCCCGGUCGCGGCAGCUGGGGAGAGAUCUCAUCCAUGUCGAACUGCACCGACUAUCAAGCCCGCCGUCUGCACAUCCGAUAUCGCCCACCUUCACCUCCCCCUUCCGCUGCAUCGUCUGAGGACGCAGCAGGACAUCCAUCACCCACCAAUGUGUUCGCGCAUACGCUCAAUGGCACGGCGGCUGCCGUCCCACGACUGAUUGUCGCUUUACUGGAAAACGGUGCUCGGUUCGACGAGAAGGGCAAUGUGAUUGGUCUUGACCUCCCGGUCGCUUUGCGACCAUUCUGGGUGGGCAAGGAUGAUGGGACCGUGAUCCGAUGGGUAUGAAGGACACUUCCUGGUAGGCUAACGUACUGAAGUAUAAUGCUAACAUUUUCCAUCGUGCCGUUCGUUGUGCGAUGUUCACCGCGCGAAUGCGACUCAUCUCCGAAUACUAUUUACUACUCACCGUAGGCGCUUCGAAGGGCUACCGACAGGUUCAGUAAUGUCGACUUUGUGGCCAGCCAGACCCGGAGAGGUUACCGGACGCUACAUCGGAGACUUCCUGGUCUAUCGCGCACACAAAGUCCAGGCCAGCUUGAGGCCCAUGCGCGCGCGAGCCUACGGGUUAACACAAGACGACCUCGAAUGGUCUGUCUUCACACAUGACCACAUGUCGACAGAAAUCUUAGGCUCAGAGACGGUCUUGACCAAGGUGAGAUCCUGGCUAGAAGGGCAAAUGGUAUAUCCAAUGACUGCUCGACGUCAUCAUCCUCAGUCUCGUCUGCAUUCUCCGCCACUCUGUGGGUCUGGUCUGGCG